AUGAACCCCAAGGCCAUCAUCCUCGUCGGCGGACCCUCGCGCGGCACACGUUUCCGCCCCUUGUCGCUCAACGUACCCAAGCCCCUCUUCCCCGUCGCGGGCAAGCCCAUCAUCUCCCAUCACAUUGCUGCCCUCUCCAAGGUCGAGGACCUCAAGGAGAUUCUCCUCAUCGGUUUCUUUGAGGACUCUGUCUUCUCCUCUUUCCUCCAGGAUGCUGCUCGCGAAUACCCUAACCUCCACAUCCGCUACCUCCGCGAAUAUCAAUCCCUCGGCACAGCAGGAGGACUUUACCACUUCCGUGACGAGAUCUUGCGCGGCAACCCCGACCAGGUCUUUGUCCUCCACGCCGAUGUUGCCUGCACUUUCCCCCUUGUCGCAAUGAAGAAGGCCCACGAGGGUCACCGUGGACUGUGCACGAUCCUUGGAACCCGUGUCCCUCGCGACUCUGCCAACAACUUUGGAUGCCUCGUCGCCAAACCCGAUACCAACGAGGUUCUUCAUUACGUCGAGAAGCCCGAGACUUUCAUCUCCAACUUGAUCUCUUGCGGUGUCUACCUCUUUGACUGUGCCAUCUUUGACGAGAUCCGCAAGUCCCUCGAGAACAAGAAGGGAAAUGUCGAGACUGAUAUUUACGGCAGGGAGGUCUUCCAGGAUGGCAACAAGUUGCGUUUGGAGCAGGAUCUUCUCCGUCCUUUGGCUCAGUCCCGCAAGCUCUUUGUCUACGAGACCAAGGAUUUCUGGAGACAGAUCAAGACCGCCGGAUCUGCUGUCCCUGUGAACGGAUUGUACUUGGAGCAGUUGUUGCAGGCCAGCCCUGAGAAGCUCGCCAAGAACACUCCUGGAGGACCCGAGAUUGUUGGCGCUGUUUACAUCCAUCCCACCGCCCAGAUCGAUCCCCAGGCCAAGCUUGGACCUAAUGUCUCGAUCGGCCCUAACGUGUCCAUUGGCAAGGGUGCCCGUGUCCGCGACUCGAUUGUGUUGGAUAACGUGGAUGUGAAGCAGAACGCCUGUAUCCUGCACGCGAUUAUUGGCUGGAACUCCAAGAUUGGAUGCUGGUCUCGUGUCGAAGGCACGCCCUCGGCAGCUCACAACAGCACAGCAGUGACCAAGUCUGGCCUCAAGAUUCAGUCGAUCACCAUCUUGGGCAAGGAGGUCUCGGUCAAGGACGAGACCAUCAUCCGGAACUGCAUCGUCUUGCCCCACAAGGACCUCAAGUCCUCCUGCGAGAACGAGAUCGUUAUGUAA
This is a messenger RNA of Linnemannia hyalina, 1245 nucleotides long. The record is from the annotation of a GenBank genome assembly. Lineage: Eukaryota; Fungi; Mortierellomycota; Mortierellomycetes; Mortierellales; Mortierellaceae.